Molecule: messenger RNA, 2397 nt
Organism: Pedinophyceae sp. YPF-701
Lineage: Eukaryota; Viridiplantae; Chlorophyta; Pedinophyceae
Source: the annotation of a GenBank genome assembly
AUGGACCUGGACGGCACUCGGGCCCUGGAGCCCGUACGGCACGUCCAGGAGUUUGCCGCUGGGUUGGGGCGGGUAGCGAAGGCGGGCACGGAGAUGCUGUUUGGAUCGCACCAGAGGGGCGCACACGUCAACCUCUCCAGGUCAAUGGGAAUGGCGCAGGCUGGCAUCGCGCUGUACAGUCCCAAGUACUAUGGCGCGUGCAGCGUGGGCGGGAUGCUGGCGUGCGGGCUGACGCACAUGGCGGUCACGCCCCUGGACGUCGUGAAGUGCAACAUGCAGGUGAGCCCGGACAAGUACCGCAGCAUCGGGCAGGGCUUCAGGAAGAUCGUCCGCGACUCCGGCGUCGAGGGGCUCUUCAAGGGCGCCAGCGCCGCCCUCACGGGGUACGCGGCCCAGGGCGCGUGCAAGUUCGGCCUGUACGAGGUCUUCAAGAAGAAAUUCGCCGACGCCGUGGGCCCCGAGGCGGCGGAGAAGCACAAGCCCAUCCUCUUCCUCGUGGCCUCCGCCUCCGCCGAGUUCUUCGCGGACAUCGCGCUCUGCCCCUUCGAGGCCGUCAAGGUCCGCAUCCAAACCAUCCCGGGCUACGCCAAGGGCCUCUUCGACGGCCUGCCCAAGGCCAUUGCGCAGGAGGGCGUCGGCGGGCUCUACAAGGGCCUGGGUCCGCUGUGGGGCCGGCAGAUCCCGUACACGAUGGUCAAGUUCGGGGUGUUCGAGGCGACGGUGGACCAGCUGUACAAGCGCGUGGUGCCCAAGCCCAAGUCGCAGUGCACGAAGGCCGAGCAGCUCGGCGUCACGUUCGUCGCGGGGUACAUCGCGGGGGUGUUUUGCGCGGCGGUGUCGCAGCCCGCCGACAACAUGAUCUCGAUCAUGUCGAGCGCCGGGAAGGGCGUGCGGCCGCUGGACGUCGUCGCGCAGAUCGGGAUCAAACAGCUCUUCCUGCGCGGCCUCGGCAUGCGCAUCGCCAUGGUCGGCACCCUCACGGGGCUGCAGUGGGGCGUGUAUGACACGUUCAAGGUGGCGAUCGGGCUGCCGACGAGCGGCGGGGGCGUGCCCGCGAAGGCGCCUGAGAUGGAGCUGAAGCCCAAGCUCGCGGACCCCACUCGCCAUGUAAGCGGCGACACGGUCGACUGCGCAUCUGCGCAAGCACCCAACCUCAGCCAGUAUGGCUUCUUCACCGAGAAACACCCGGACACCUUCUCCCAAGGAGUCUUCCAGUCUCAGCAAGCAACGGACCGCCCCGCGGCGCUCUCCAUGCUCAUCAACCCGACCGCCGUCUCCAGCAACACGGUCGCGAUGCUCCCGGAGCACCCCAUCGACUGCCCGCCGGCCCUGCAGGGCGCGGUGACGUACGUCCAGGACUGCGUCACCGCAGCGGCGCCCGCGACUCAGAGCGCGGGCGCGCGCCGGCCCGCCGACCUCACGGAGGACCCCUUCGACUUCGACGUCGACGACCUCAUGGCCCGGCUCCCCGUCGACUGGAGCUACCUGGACGACCCGGCGCUGGUGCCCGCGCACGGACACGGCCUCGGCGCCGACUCCUUCCGCGGCCCGCUGCUCUCCCACGCGAGCGUCGCCACCGAGGACCUCGCGGACGCCCCGAGCGGCGUCCCUCCGCGCACCCCGUGCGUCGCGCCGCGUCCCCCGGAGACGCCACGCACGCCCAAGCUGCCCGCGCCGGACCGCACGCCGCACGUCUCGCCCGACGUGCCCGCCGCGAACGUCUACGCGGACCGCACCAGCACCCCCGUGCUCGACGCCGUCCCGCACCCCGCCGUCCUCUUCGGCGACUGCGCACCGGACCUGACUCCGCUGGCGCUCCUGACGCCCGUCAACACCCCGGAGCGAGCGGCCCCGGCCCUGGCGCAGGCCCCCGUCGCGCCCCUCGCGGCGCGGCGGCUCCCGAAGGCGUACCAGGGCAAGGCGUCGCAGUGCGCGACCAUCCUGCUCAUCGGGUGCGAGGACAAGAAGCUCUCGGUCAACUCGCUCAAGCAGGCCGACAACCAGCUCAUCGAGGCGCUCUUCCCGGCGGCCGUGCGCGACGCCGGGUACAAGCUCGGCCACCCGAAGGAGCUCCUCGUCGCGGCGGUGCUCGUGGCGCUGUGCAAGGACGUGCCCGAGGAGGAGCUGGUGGGGCGGUACGGCCUGGCGGACGUGGUGCGCCUGCGCGCGCCCGGCGCGAAGAUGACGCAGGACAUGGCGGACCGGCUGUUCCCGCGCGAGAAGAACGGCACGACGAAGUACUACAUGUGCGACGGGCUGCGGCGGCUGUUUGCCGAGUGGCAGCUGCCGUGGCCGGGGCUGGUGGUCCCCGCCGGCACGCUCGAGUACCUCAAGCGCAACUACGACAGCAAGGGCAACCACAAGGGACGCACCCCGUACCUUGGCCGCCGCCGGUGA